AAGGAAAGUAUGAGCUGUCAACCAUCUCUAUAUAUUAUUAUGAUAUUUACCUUCAAAAAUCUACCCGUAUUCUAUUUUUCAAGUCUCCACAGUUCGAUGAGUUGAAUUCGAACCUAUUAAUCCUCAAAUCCAAUCUCCAUUGACCAUGUCCUCAAUGAUGGAGCACAUAGAUCAAACCACCAUCCUCUCUCUUCUCGGCGUCGUCGCCAUUCUCCUCUCCUCCUACAUCCUCUCUAACCGCGUCCUGAGUCCUACCAUUCCUUCCUCCCUCCGCAUCCUCUUCAUCUGGCACUCUUUUGAUUUCCUCAUCCACACCAUCUUCGAAGGUUCAUUUCUCUACAACUGCUUUUUCUCCCGCGUUCCCUUUGAUUCAUCGAUUGCUCAUCCAGUUGCUCUCACUAAUUUCCUGGGCACGAGUCAAUUUGUCUAUGGAGCUCAGUAUGCAGAUAAUUGGGCGAGUAAGUUGUGGAUGGUUUAUGCGCAGGCGGAUAGGAGAUGGGCGGGGGCGGAUCUCACAGUCGUGAGUUUGGAAUUGUUGACGGUGCUUGGGGCAGGACCGUUGGCGCUUUGGAUUUGUUGGGGUAUUGUGAGGAAGGAUUGGAGGGUUAAUUUUUGGAUGGUGGUACUUGCUACGGGGGAAUUGUAUGGUGGUAUGCUUAUGGAUUUCCUUUUUAUACUCCUCUCCUUAUAUUUCUUUCCCUUUUUUCUCGAACUUAGAAUGUAGGCGCUGAUUUGGUGGAUUGAAUAGGUUUCAUGACAUUUGCGCCUGAAUGGUUAACGGGAAAUCAAAAUUUAAACACGAGUAACUUUAUGUUUAAAUGGGUGUACUUGGUAUUUUUCAAUAUGCUGUGGGUUUUCUUGCCAAUAUAUGCAAUGUAUGUUGCAUUUUACGAUAUUGGUAAUGCGAUGCAGGUGAGGAAUAGUGUUAUCAACGCCAGGGUUGAGAUAAUGAAGAGCCAGAAACAAGCGAAGAAGAAUUGAGUUCAAAAGGGGUUGAAGAGUAUCCGAAGAGAAGGUAGGGUGAGGUGAGAUGGAUGAGAGAUGUAUUUUCAUGAUAUUCCAGUUUUUCAUAUAUUAUCUCAUUGUAUUUAAAAAUAUAUGCUAUAGAAUUUAGAUUUAUCUUGAU
Sclerotinia trifoliorum is the source of this 1126-nucleotide messenger RNA. Lineage: Eukaryota; Fungi; Ascomycota; Leotiomycetes; Helotiales; Sclerotiniaceae. The record is from the annotation of a GenBank genome assembly.